Messenger RNA from Baudoinia panamericana UAMH 10762, 801 nucleotides. RefSeq lists its product as uncharacterized. Bases 435 to 797 code for a protein of 120 amino acids. The transcript has a single exon. Lineage: Eukaryota; Fungi; Ascomycota; Dothideomycetes; Mycosphaerellales; Teratosphaeriaceae. The record is from RefSeq and is a predicted model, not a curated record.
GCCUGCAACAGCUUGAUCACCACCCCCCUGGACAGCCAGCACCAAACCGUUGGGAACACGAAAGCUCCCAAUAUUGUCCUCAUCACGUGUCGGGUGCCCAGCCACUGCCUCUUGUGUUGUUCAGCUUGAGAGGCCUGGCCACACCUUCCCCUCUUCCCUGCGCGAGCUCGCCGUGCUUCUUACCGACUCUGGUAUAUGCGUAGGCCGUAGAAGGAAUGUACGGUGCUCUAGCACAUGUGUAAUAACAUAGGUAGGCACUUUGCGAGCUUCACUAUCCUACAAUCCUCCACUCGCUGCAGCUUUCAUAUUCGCGCGCAAAUACGCCUACAGUUACUUUGUGUAGCAUAUAUAGGGUACCAGAGAGCACACUGAGGUAUCUCAUAUUUGACAAACUGCCGCAAUUCAUACUCACGACGACAAACCACCCAGCACUCAUGGCCUCCACUACCAGCACCACCCAGCAAGCCUUCACCUACGUCAAACCCUCCGAAACGGCCACACGCAGCCUCAUCUCAGGCAACACGCCCACCCAGGUUGUCUCCACCAGCUCUCACGACCACGAAGCAGCUGGUGACCGGCCCGUGAUGCUUAGAAAGCACACAGACAACUACGAGCAAGCAGCUGCCGCCGCAGCACGUGAAGGGAAGGCUGAAGGUAUGGGAGCUAUCUCUGGCACUGAUAGACCCGGCUUCCAGAGGCAGGCGAGCUGGGAUAUCCGGGACAAGCGGCGAGAUCACCACGAGGCGUAUUUGAGUGGGCAGCCUGCUGGGAUGGGUUAUUCGAGUGGCGGGAAGUAGGGUG